AUGAGCCUUAAUCCCUCGAAGGUUGCGCCGGAGCCAGAGCCGGAGCGGGAGGCGGGACAAGAACCUGGGUCCGAGGCCCACGGGCCGGGGCCGGAGAGAGAGAGCGGGCCACCAGCAGGGCCGGGCCCGGAGCCGGAGCCGCCCUCGGCGGCGGGUCAGGACUGGGAGCCCGAGCACGACCGGGCGGAGGGGCCGAGCGCACAGCCCCCUCCGGGGCCCGAGGCUCCGCCGCCCCUGCCGGCCUCGAAGUCUGAGAACCUUCGGGCUCCGCGGCCCCGUUGCCACACCAACUGCCUGGAGGCACCGCUGUCGCGGGCCUUCAGGCGGCUGGGCAGGAAGGUGGGCGCACACCCCUGGAUCUUCCUGCUGCUGCCGGUGGCGCUAACGGCCGUCCUGGGCACCGGCCUGAUGUACCUGCCCCGGGAUGGAGAAGAAGACCUGGAGGAGGAGUACACCCCGAUCGGGAGCCCCGCCAAGGCAGAGCGACGCUUCGUGCAGGGACAUUUCACCGCCAAUGACUCUCUCGUCUUCUCCAUCUCCAGGAAGAGCGCCGAGGUCCCUUAUGCCUCCGUCCUCGUGGUCUCCAACACCGAGACCCUGCUGGAGCCGGACAUCCUAGAGGAAAUCAGCAAGGUGGACGACACGGUGCAGGCUCUGACUGUGACCCAGGACAACGGAACCCAGAUCCCCUACAGCGAGGUGUGCGCUAAGAACCAGGGCUCCUGUGUCCCCUCCAACCCACUCUUGUUCGCCUGGAAAAGGAACAAGGGCCUCAACUUGAGAACCAUCACCUUUCCCAUCUACAGCCUAGCCGGUCAGAUCGUCUCCCUGGCCAACACCCUGGGAGGAACUGUCUUGGGCGAGAGGAUGGGGCCGAGCCAGGUUCUCCUCCGGGCCAGAGCCAUGCGGCUGCAGUACCACCUGGAGGCAGGCGGAGCAGAGGAGCACGAGCGGAGCAAGGCCUGGAUGAUCCACUUCCUGACGCAGGCGAGCAGCCUGGAGGAGAGCCUGGCCUUGAAGAAGAUCCAGGUUGUCUACUUUUCAUCACUUUCUAGACAACUGGAAUUUGAGGCAACUUCUAUGACAGUGGUCCCCUUGUUUCACUUGGCCUACCUUCUAAUCAUAUUAUUUGCAAUUGUAUCAUGCUACAGGUGUGACUGUGUACAAAACAAAAUGUGGGUUGCAGUCUUUGGAGUCAUUUCUGUUGCCUUGGCAGUGGUGAGCGGCUUUGGCCUGAUGUUGUACAUUGGGGUGCCAUUUGUGCUCAUAGUUGCAAAUUCACCAUUUCUUAUCCUAGGUGUUGGGGUCGAUGACAUGUUUAUCAUGAUUUCUGCUUGGCAGAAGACCAGCCUCAUGGAUAACAUAAGCGAGCGGAUGUCUGAUGUCUAUUCAAAAGUGGCAGUAUCCAUUACCAUCACCACUGUCACCAAUGUCCUGGCCUUCUAUACAGGAAUUAUGACCUCUUUCAGAUCCGUUCAAUACUUUUGCAUCUAUACAGGAACAACCCUGCUCUUCUGUUAUAUUUAUAACAUCACCUGUUUUGGAGCAUUUAUGGCCCUGGAUGGGAAAAGAGAAGUAGUCUGUCUACGCUGGUUGAAGAAGCCAGAAACACCUGACCAAAAAUGUUCCUCAUUAAAAAAGUCCUGCUGCCUCCCUUGUAAUUCUCUCCAAGAUGAAUAUAAAGCUGACAUCCAUCCAAUGAACCUGUUCUUUAGAGACUAUUUUGGUCCUUUUCUCAUAAGCACCAAGUCCAAGAUUUUUGUAGUGCUCCUAUACGUUUUGUACAUCAUAGCUAGUUUAUAUGGGUGUUUCCAAGUGCAGGAAGGUUUAGACCUCCGAAAUUUGGCAAGUGACGACUCCUACAUCACACCAUAUUUUAAUGUAGAAGAAGACCAUUUUUCUACUUAUGGUCCCAGGGUUAUGGUAAUAGUUACUGAGGCUCUUGACUACUGGGAUAAAGAUGCUAGGAAAAAACUGGAAAACUGUCUGGCAGAUUUUGAAAACAGUGAGUAUGUAGAUGAAAACCUUACAGAGUUUUGGUUACAAGAAUAUGUAAAAUAUAUGGAAAACCUCCGUCAAAAUAUAAAUGGUAAGACGUCGUUUCUAAGCAAUAUUCCCACUUUUUUAAUGGAUUUUCCACUUUUUGCAUAUGAUAUUAAUAUAACAUCAUCACAGGAAAUCAUUUGUUCCCGGGCCUUCGUUCAAACCAUGGGUAUUUCUUCUUCAACCGAUAAGAAGCUGAUGUUACUCCAGUUCCGAAACAUGGCUGAGAAGUGUGAAGUUCCCCUAAUGGUGUACAACCCGGCAUUCAUAUAUUUUGAUCAGUAUUCUGCAAUAGUAGAAAACACUGUUCGAAAUGUGGUUGUUGCAUCAGCAGCUAUGUUCGUUGUUUCCUUAUUGUUAAUUCCUCAUCCUCUGUGUUCUUUGUGGGUAACUUUUGCUAUUGCUUCUGUGAUUGUGGGUGUCACGGGUUUUAUGGCCUUCUGGAAUGUCAACCUUGAUUCCAUAUCCAUGAUUAAUCUUGUCAUUUGUAUAGGGUUUUCUUUUGACUUUUCUGCUCACAUUUCCUAUGCAUUUGUUUCCAGUUCAGAGCCCUCAGUAGACCGAAAAGCCAUUGAGGCACUGUAUCUGCUAGGCUACCCCGUGUUACAAAGUGCAGUUUCAACAAUAAUAGGGGUGUGUGUCCUGUCUGCAGCUAACGCAUACAUCUUCAGGACAUUUUUCAAGAUUAUGUUUCUUGUGAUGGUAUUUGGAGCUGCUCAUGGUCUAAUUUUUAUCCCAGUAUUCUUAACCUUUUUUUGA
This is a messenger RNA of Rangifer tarandus platyrhynchus (Svalbard reindeer), 2802 nucleotides long. The record is from the annotation of a GenBank genome assembly. NCBI's taxonomy places the organism in Eukaryota, Metazoa, Chordata, Mammalia, Artiodactyla, Cervidae.